Messenger RNA from Xyrauchen texanus (razorback sucker), 2535 nucleotides. Its product is annotated as E3 ubiquitin-protein ligase pellino homolog 1-like. Gene Ontology annotation, biological process: regulation of Toll signaling pathway; protein K63-linked ubiquitination. The record is from RefSeq and is a predicted model, not a curated record. The transcript is spliced from 7 exons. NCBI's taxonomy places the organism in Eukaryota, Metazoa, Chordata, Actinopteri, Cypriniformes, Catostomidae. Gene Ontology annotation, molecular function: protein binding; ubiquitin protein ligase activity. The coding region runs from base 372 to 1802 and encodes 476 amino acids.
UACGCAUGUCGUGGCAUCCAGACCAACCGCAGAGACGCAUGAUGUGGGCGAGGGCAAACCCCGUCCUCGGAUUUCUUUAACGGGACAACUGCGAAGGAGAGAUGGGCGUGACCGUGACAACGGUGUGUCUGGACUAGACCGAAAACACUCUUCUCCCGGAUGAAAAUCCGCGUUGUCUUCCGUGGAACUGAUGACACCGGAGUGUGGCAAUGCAAACCACGCGACGUGAUGCGCGUGCCAUCCAGUUUAACACAGCGAGUGAUGAAUUACCAGCACGACGCCCGAUUUUAAGGCCACACGGGGAUUGACAAGCCAAGGAUAUUCAAGACAGGGGUCUAGAACUUCAUCAGCCGUGAGUCGUUCUUCUGGAUAUGGUUUUGGAAGGGAGCUCCGAAGCUCUUUGUCCUCCUCCAUCCCUGGAGCUGCGUCCAUCAUGCAACAAGAGCCAGCCGUCACCUCCUCUGGGCUCAGGAUCCCAGUCCCAUGAUGCCCUCUGCCCUGAGGAUGAGCCCAUCAAGUAUGGGGAGCUGAUUGUACUUGGACAUAAUGGUUCACUUGCUAGCGGGGACAAGGGGCGCAGAAGGAGUCGGCUGGCCCUUUACAAAAGACCCAAAUCCAACGGCGUAAAACCUGAUGUCAUCCACAACGUCUCCACACCUCUAGUGUCAAAGGCCCUAAGCAACAAAAGUCAGCACAGCAUCUCUUACACACUGUCCAGGAGUCAUUCUGUUAUCGUGGAAUAUACACAUGACACAAACACUGACAUGUUUCAGAUCGGCCGUUCCACAGAGAGCAUGAUUGACUUUGUGGUGACAGACACAGCAGGCAGCGGCAGUGGAGGACAGGGUCAGGGGGGUGCCAACGGAGAGGGAGGACAGUCGGCCCAGAGCACGAUCUCCCGCUACGCUUGCCGCAUCAUGUGUGAGCGAAAUGCUCCGUACACUGCACGAAUAUAUGCCGCGGGCUUUGACACUUCCAAAAACAUCUUCCUUGGGGAGCGAGCUGCUAAAUGGAGGACCUCAGAUGGUUUGAUGGAUGGGCUAACAACCAAUGGGGUGCUUGUGAUGCACCCAGCAGGGGAGUUUGUAUCUGAGCCCGCUCCAGGGGUUUGGAGGGAGAUCUCCGUGUGUGGGAAUGUUUUUGCCCUUCGAGAGACAAGAUCUGCCCAGCAAAGAGGAAAACUGGUCGAGAACGAGUCGAACAUGUUGCAGGAUGGUUCUCUAAUCGAUCUUUGCGGGGCCACUCUGCUCUGGCGGACCCCCAGCGGUCUUCGCCACACCCCGACUCUCAAACAGCUCGAAUCCCUACGUCAAGAACUAAAUGCUGCUCGUCCACAGUGUCCUGUGGGUUUCAACACACUCGCCUUCCCCAGCUUGGCCCAACGUGCCACCAUCGACAAGAAACAACCCUGGGUGUAUAUGAACUGCGGCCACGUUCACGGCUACCAUAACUGGGGCUUUCGCAAGGAGAAGGCAGGAUCUUCUGCCUUGGUGUUAACCGGGGGCGGAGGAACCGCUCCAGCCACCACUGGAGAGCGCGAGUGUCCCAUGUGCAGAGGGGUGGGCCCCUAUGUGCCCCUUUGGCUUGGGUGCGAAGGAGGGCUGUACCUGGACGCAGGCCCCCCGACACAUGCGUUCUGCCCCUGCGGGCACGUGUGCUCGGAAAAGACGGUGCAAGGCUGGAGUCAAAUCCCACUGCCGCACGGAACGCAUGCCUUCCACGCUGCUUGUCCUUUCUGUGGAACGUGGCUGACCGGAGAACAAGGCCACAUCAAACUCAUCUUCCAAGGGCCGGUCGACUGAGAGAAACAGCUAUCGCUCGGAAAGUGCGAUGUUAACGGGAUAUUUCACCCAAAAAUUAAAGUUCUAUCAUCAUUUACUCACCCACAUUUCGUUGCACACCAAUAUGAUUUUCCUUUUAACAUGGAAGACAAAAGGAGAUGUAAGGCAGAAUGUUAGCCUCAAUAACCUUUCACUUUCAUCAUAUGGGAAGAAAAAAAAUGCAAUGAAAGUAAAUGGAGACCGAGGCUAAUAUUCUGCCUAACAUCUCUUUUGUUCUGUGGUCCACAGAUGAAAGAAAGCCAUAUGGGUUUGGAAUGACAUGAGGGUGAGUAAAUGAUGACAGAAUUCUCACUUUGGGGUGAACCAUCCCUUUAGGAUUAAAUAACACAAAAUGAGAGCUCGGACUAUGGAGGAUGGACACCAAAUAAAGAGCUAGUGAAAAAGGCAGGGAUGCAAAAGGGAAUAUACUUUGCAAUGUGAUGCAGAAUGUGUAAAUAAAAGUAAUGAAAUAAAAGUUGAAAAUUAAAAUUGUGAUUACUGUGUGUAAGAGUCGAAGAUGUAAAUAAAAAUGUAAUACAUUUGCAUAUGUAAUAGCUGUCAUUUAAAUUGUGUAAUGAUGAAAAAGAGACUAUUGUGUCAACAUCCAACAAUCGGUAGCAGCUCUACUUAAAAAAAAAUGUUCGGGUCCCAUUUCUCUCCAAAAUCAAGAAAUAUUAUUGCUUUAAGAAAUUUUUUGGACCAUAAAAUAUUUUUG